GCGGCAGGUGGAGCAGCCAUGCAGGCCACAGGCGACGGGCCAGGGGGUGCGGCAGGCGGUGCAGAAGGCCAGGGUGGCCCCAUAAGCCCUGAUGGAGAGGGGAGCCCCGGCGGCCCUGAUGGAGAGGGGAGCCAUGGCGGCCCUGAUGGCCGGGGUGGCCCGGGAGCUGUCUGCGGUGCGGGCGCGGCAGUCGUCGGCCUUCCAGGUAUCCUCGAUGUCCCACGGGCCCCACCUGAAGGACGGCGAGGUGGAAAACGGGCGCCUGCGGCCGGAUGGCCAGGAAACCAGCUCCAUGAAUUCACCCUCAGGGUCCCUUUCCUGUCUGCGUAUGAGGCGGAGGUCGCCUGCCGAUCCCUGAGGGUUUAUGACAAAUCCCAGCUGCCGGCCCUUCAGCAGGAGCGCACAGUGGAUGGCAGCGUCCUGGUUGUCAAAUGGACUUCUCCAGACCCCGGCGUCCUCCGAGCUUCCGUAAUCUCCUUUCUUGACCUGCUUUCCUUGGCGGUACGGAUCGUGAAGGCCUUUGGGCCCCAGUUUAUCCCUAAACGUCUGCAGGAACGAUGGCACUGAAGCCCAGGCUCGUGU
Messenger RNA from Galeopterus variegatus (Sunda flying lemur), 582 nucleotides. Its product is annotated as EKC/KEOPS complex subunit LAGE3-like. NCBI's taxonomy places the organism in Eukaryota, Metazoa, Chordata, Mammalia, Dermoptera, Cynocephalidae. Gene Ontology annotation, cellular component: EKC/KEOPS complex. The coding region runs from base 19 to 567 and encodes 182 amino acids. The record is from RefSeq and is a predicted model, not a curated record. The transcript is spliced from 3 exons.